ACGGCCCCACCCCACCACCCACUCAGGGAGUUUGCAGGGACUUCUGAGGGCUUCAUGUUGCUUCUAUAUUUGGAGGACUUUUUGGUCUUAUUUGUUUCCUGGAUCCCUUGUUCUGUGGCCCAAGAGAUAGAGCAUAUGUCACCCUGUCUUGAGAUUCUUCUGAACAGAACUGGAAAGGAAAUGAGCAAAGAUCCUAAUUAGGGGCGAUAACCCCACAGGGAACUCGGGUUCUUUGCAGCAGACUGUGCUCUUCCCACAGCCUGUGUGUUUGUCAGAUGUUUAUAGAGUCUUCAUUAACCUAACACUCCCUUAGAUAAGAGGUUGGAGAGGCACUGAGGACCAGAUAAGAACAAGUGGAGGACACUCCGGGACGGCGGGUGAGAGCCUGGGAACUGGCCAGGGGGCUUGGUGCAGAGUGUUCAGCAGGACAAUGCUGGCCUGUGCCUCCCAGGCUCCUCCCCACACCCACUAACACAAGGUGGCCACCAGUAGUCUCCUGUCCAGGGGCACUGUGCUGUCCCAAGAUGUGCCACAGGGUACUGUUGGUGGCCCUGCCUGUGCUCUACUUGCUGGCCUGCUCUGGGCAGGGGAAGCCUCUGGAGAGCCGGGUCCGGGCAUCAGACAGGGGAGAUACACACCAGCUGCUAGGGAUGGCCGGAGGUGAGCAGGAGGGAGGCACCUUCGACCUGAGGAUGUUCCUGGAGAACAUGAAGGUGGAUUUCCUGCGCAGCCUCAACCUGAGCGGCGUCCCCUCCCAGGACAAAACCCGAGCAGAGCCGCCGCAGUACAUGAUCGACCUGUACAACAGAUACACCACCGACAAGUCGUCCACCCCUGCAUCCAACAUCGUGCGCAGCUUCAGCGUGGAAGAUGCCGUCUCCAUGUCUGCCACAGAAGACUUCCCCUUCCAGAAACACAUCUUGCUUUUCAACAUCUCCAUUCCUAGGCAUGAGCAGAUCACCAGGGCAGAGCUUCGACUCUAUAUCUCCUGCCAAAGCCACGAGGACCCCUCUCAUGAGCUGCAAGGAAACAUGGUCAUUUAUGAUGUUCUGGAUGGAGCAGACAUGUGGGAUGCUUCUGCAGGAGCCAAGACCUUCCUGGUGUCCCAAGACAUCCGGGACGAGGGCUGGGAGACCUUUGAGGUCUCCAGUGCUGUAAAAAGGUGGGUCAGGGCAGACUCCACCAAGAGCAAAAACAAACUGGAAGUGACCGUGGAGAGUCACAGAAAAGGGUGUGACAAGCUGGAUAUCAGUGUCCCCCCAGGCUCCAAAAACCUGCCCUUCUUCGUUGUCUUCUCCAAUGACCGUAGCAAUGGGACCAAGGAGACCCGGCUGGAGCUCAGGGAGAUGAUCGGCCACGAGCAGGAGAGUGUGCUCAAGAAGUUGCCCAGCAGUGGCCCAGCGGGGGCUGGUGAGAACAAGGGCGAAGGGUACACGGAAGGCCACGUGGCCGUGGGGUCACCCUUAGCCAGGCGGAAGAGGAGCGCCGGGGCCAGCAACCACUGUCAGAAGACCUCCCUGCGAGUGAACUUCGAGGACAUCGGCUGGGACAGCUGGAUCAUUGCGCCCAAGGAGUACGAUGCCUAUGAGUGCAAAGGGGGCUGCUUCUUCCCACUGGCUGACGACGUGACGCCCACGAAACACGCCAUCGUUCAGACUCUGGUGCAUCUCAAGUUCCCCAUGAAGGUGGGCAAGGCCUGCUGUGUGCCCACCAAACUGAGCCCCAUCUCAAUCCUCUACAAGGACGACAUGGGGGUCCCCACCCUCAAGUACCACUACGAAGGGAUGAGCGUGGCAGAGUGUGGGUGCAGGUAGUGCCACCCGGGGCUGG
Messenger RNA from Miniopterus natalensis, 1830 nucleotides. RefSeq names its product growth differentiation factor 2 (gene GDF2). Gene Ontology annotation, molecular function: growth factor activity; cytokine activity. Gene Ontology annotation, biological process: BMP signaling pathway. NCBI's taxonomy places the organism in Eukaryota, Metazoa, Chordata, Mammalia, Chiroptera, Miniopteridae. Gene Ontology annotation, cellular component: extracellular region. The record is from RefSeq and is a predicted model, not a curated record.